Molecule: messenger RNA, 945 nt
Organism: Toxorhynchites rutilus septentrionalis
Lineage: Eukaryota; Metazoa; Arthropoda; Insecta; Diptera; Culicidae
Exons: 1
Coding region: 1-945 (314 amino acids)
Source: RefSeq, a predicted model, not a curated record
AUGGAUAGAGUGAUCCAGUUUAUCCUGAAUUAUGAUCCCGAGAGACAGCAAGGCGAAAUUCCUCAUCGGCUGGAACGUCUUGAGAAGAUUUGGGACACGUUUGAAAUCGUUCAAUCCGAAUACGAAGAACUGGAUGAUAGUGAAGAUUUUUCAGCGGUAAGUGAACAAAUCAGAGUUCAGAUGGAAGAAAAAUAUUUCGAAGCGAAGGCUGCUUUGGUUUCGAUGCUGCCCCUUGCUGCUCCCGUCGCACCCGCAUACCCCGCUGCGGCUCGUGAGGCACCUGGUCCUAAUAACGUGAAGCUUCCCACCAUCACACUUCCCGAGUAUGACGGCGACUUCAACAAUUGGUUGACGUUCCAUGACACGUUCCGGUUCAUGAUCCAUGCGUCCACGGAGAUUUCAUUCGUCCAAAAAUUUCACUAUUUGAGAGCGUCCUUGAAAGAAGAAGCUGCCAGCCUGAUCCAGUCCAUCGCGAUUACUACUAAUAACUACACCGUCGCUUGGGAUACGUUAGUGCAGCGCUAUUCAAACAAGGCCCUACUGCGUAAGAAGCACAUCCGUGCUCUGUUGAAGUACCCGAAGAUUUCCAACCAGUCCGUUGAUGCCCUCCACAAAAUUGUGGACGAUUUCCAGCGUCACACCAAGAUUUUAGAGCAACUUGGUGAGCCUGUCGCGCAUUUCAGUUCAAUACUGAUGGAGCUAUUAGAGGACAAACUAGAUGACGCCUCUCUAGCUGCGUGGGAGGAGUUUAUCGCCACCGAAAAUCAACCCACUUUUAACAAGAUGAUUGAGUUCCUUCAAAGACGGGCCCGCAUACUAGAGACGAUAUCGGUUAAUCGUCCACACCACAACCAAGUGAAGUCAGCGAAUCAAUCCUCCAUCUCGAAGCGUCCCAGUAAUUCCCGUGUGAGUUCCAACGCAGCUGCAGAAGUUUCCAGCCUGUGA